UGAGCGGAGCCUGUGUCUGAGUGAGGAUACACAGACUGACCAGAGGGAGAGAUACAGAGGAGGGGGUCAGCGUCUCCACCGCUUUAUCCAUUAACCAGUUUCAAGGAACAGAGGAGUGGUUCAAAUUCAGGAAAAUUCUAGGUCAGUAGUGAGAGGGAGAAAGGGAAAACAGAGAAAGGAAAGAGAAAAAGCUUUGAAAGGAAAAAGGCUGCAGCCACUCAGGCGUUAGUGGGAAAAUCCAAAGUGAGAGAGCAUGAUGGCGUGAGAUGAUAGAUGAAGCAUAUUUUGGAAAGUACCAAAGGAAACCAAAAGGAGAGAAUGCAUAAGGGAUGUGAGCAAGAAGACUAAAAAAAGAAAAAAAAAAUCAAGCAGUGAAGGAGAAGAGGCAGAAGCGGGCUCUGUCAAAGACCUGAAGAAACCACAGAGGAGGAGGAAACUUUGCCUUUCACAGACUGACACAGAAACCCAUCUGCAGAGUGAUUGCUGUCAACAAGAGAAAUGGAGAAGUGUCCAUUCUUAGAAAGAUAAAAGGAUGUCACUGUCAGUUCUACUGUUGCUAUCACUUUUGAUUGUCCAAUGCGGUGGAUGUGACUUUGGCCAGAUGGGUGUGGAAAACAUAAGGGCAACCAUCAACUCUAAUCCAACUGGAUUUCGAACAGUAUUUCCAAAAGAUUACUAUGUAGUGCACCAUUAUACCAGAAGCUUGCUCUGUGAAUCUGAGCCGUGUUGUGUGUUCCCUGCUGCAGUGGUUCUUUUGGACUCCUGGAGUGUGCUUCUCAGAAACCUCUGGGAUGAGCAUGUAAAUCACACCUUGAUCCUCGAUCUAAAGCAGACACUGGAAAAAAUUAUCAGCAAGAACAGAAAUGCACUGAGGUUCCAAGAGGAUACAGAUCUUGAUCAGCUCUCCACAUUAUCUUCCUCCCCAGAAGAACUUCUAAAAUUAACAUCAGAACUUUUUACGCGAUGGAUCGAGGUUGGGUGCUCACCUUCGAUUGAAAGUUGCCAACCGCCUACAUUGCCCCCCUCAGUUGAUAGGAAGGACUACGGUCCAUCAAGGGCCAGACUCUUGGUCACCCGAGCCAUCAGUGAUGCGGAAGGAAACCCUGACAAGAUAAUAGACAUUGUACAGCCAUCUUCCAGUGGAGGGCCUCUAUCUCUAUCUUAUUUUGUCUCUGUCUGGAGCCCCUUGUUAUUCAGACUUUACUGGUGGUUGCUGCCAUAGGAACUAAAAAGCUUUUUUUUUAUGAUGCACAUAAAAUGCAAAACAUUUCCUGGCACUGAAUGAUUGUUUUCUUUCUGUUAAAGGAGUAAGUUGUGUUAAUAUGAAGUGAUAUGCACGGGUUGCAUUUAAUGUCCAAAGUUUACUGUCUAACAGUGCUCUGUUAUAUCACAUAUAUUAUAUAUAAAUCUAUAGCCACACUGUUGAGCAGCCACAAGCUCCAGCUAGUUGUGCUUUUCAUGCUAACAAGAUAUGCUGAGCUAGCCAAUGCACAUAAAUCAUCGUCUUUGUGGGUUUCAUCACUGUUUACAAUGAAUGUUGUGUAAAUGUAAUAUGUUACAGUCUUUGGGUGUUUGUACCUAAAUGUAAAUUAAAGACAUUUAGAUAUAUAAAUGUUAGUAUUUGGUUUAAGUCACAAGAUUAUCUAGAGAGAGCUAUAUUUAUUAUAAUCUUUAAUUGUCAUCAGAGAUGAAAAUGUUCAUUAUGCCACAGGACAAAUUAUACUUUCUCUCCACAUUUAGCUGACAGUAACUGGUUACUUUACAGGUAUGAUGCACUGUUAAAUACAAAAACAGCUAAAUGCAUGCACACUAUUAUCAAUAUUACUAAUUAUCAAGGCAAACAAGGGGAGUGUUACUCCACAUCAAGUACUUUUUGCUUUUCAUACAAUUUACUAACAGUAUUUGCAUAAAUAAAUUUGUAACUUUACAGCAUGAUACUGUACAUCUGAGUAUUACCUCCAAUAGUUUAUGUCUGUAACAACACUUGUAUUGCUCAACUUUGGUCCUAUCUGCUUCAGAAGUUUUUGUUUAUGAUCUUGCAUUCCAGCAGCAAGUCUGUAUGUGAGCUGAACCAUAAUGAGUAUUUUAAAACUCAUAUCUUGCUAACCAUUCAUUUACAACUAUUCUGAUAAAAAAAAAAAAAAAUCUGAUAAAACCGGGACUGAAGAUAAGUUUCAGAUGAGAGAGGAAUGUGAUAUGUCUUCUAAGUGGUCUGACAUUUGUCUGAAUCUACAUGAGGAAUAAAAGUGUGCUCUUUAUC
This is a messenger RNA of Melanotaenia boesemani (Boeseman's rainbowfish), 2260 nucleotides long. RefSeq lists its product as uncharacterized. The record is from RefSeq and is a predicted model, not a curated record. Bases 533 to 1222 code for a protein of 229 amino acids. NCBI's taxonomy places the organism in Eukaryota, Metazoa, Chordata, Actinopteri, Atheriniformes, Melanotaeniidae. The transcript is spliced from 5 exons.